Molecule: messenger RNA, 4204 nt
Organism: Folsomia candida
Lineage: Eukaryota; Metazoa; Arthropoda; Collembola; Entomobryomorpha; Isotomidae
Exons: 9
Coding region: 68-1414 (448 amino acids)
Source: RefSeq, a predicted model, not a curated record
AAUGUGGUAGGCUGUCUGGCUCCAUCAUAAUAUUAUUAAGCGAGUUAAAUUUAUUUCGAAAAUAAAUAUGAUGUUUAAAUUCCUAGUUUUUUCAGUGGUAUUUUUAAUAUCGAAUAUUGAAGGUAGACUCAAUUACACCGAGGGAGGUUAUGAAGAUAUCUGGAAUAGUAGUCGAGACCCGAAAUUACUUCUAAACGUGCUGAUUGAACCUACCGUGUGUAAAAGUACUGACGGAAAAGAAUACGGAGUAUGCAGAUCCGAUUGUCGGGCUCCUAGCGGAUUGGAAAUUGGGAAGUGUGGAAAUGGAAUGAGAUCUUGUUGUCGAGUCAUCGUUACCACGUCUCCAUCGGAUAAAACUGCCACCACGAUUACACAAUCGGCUGUCACCUUGGUGUCAAAUGGUGUCGCGAGAUCCAACAGUAUCAUCGACUUUCCAAGAAAUUCCGAAGUUUGCCAAUUGAAAGUGUCCUUCCUCCAGACGAGACUUGCAAUCCCAUCGACGGAUCCGCUCAGUUGGGGGAAGUGCAUGAAAGACGUCCUUACAAUUACUGGGUCACCUUCUUUCGUGGGAGAAUCACUCAUCGUUUGUGGAGAUUUGACUGAUCAGCACAUGUACCUAUCCUACGGAAUGGGGAACGAACUACCUUCCCGUAAUAUUAGGAUGAUUAUAAAGACUUAUUCAGCCUCGGCAAAAUAUGCCAUCAACGUGGCCCAAAUAAAAUGUGGAUCUACAGAAAUCGUUCCGGACGAAUGUCUCCAACAAUAUACCGGAGACACGGGAAGAGUACGCAGUUUCGGUUUUCCGUAUCAACUUGAUAAUCAAAAUUACCAUAUUUGCCUCCGUGGAAAACCUGCGGUUACGGGGAGAGAGUGGAAAGAAUGUUCCGGAACGGGAAGUUCGAAACCUUUCUACAUCACGGGUGCAGAUCCGAACUAUCCACCCGAGACCGGCGUGGUGGACUGUUCCUACGAUAACAUCCGCUUCUUCUCAGCCCCUGGCGCCAUGCCGGUCACGUUAGAAUUGUGUGGAGGCGAGUUUCUGCCAAUUACUGUCCCUGGGCAAAACGGAGCGAUCAAGGUGUACUUCGACAACGGUGAGCUGUCCAAUUCCGUCGUCGUGACCAAUGUUCCACCCAGCAGAGAAAACGACUUCAAACUCAGCAACCUUUAUAUAGAAUGUGUCCCAGUCAAGUCUUACACGGGCGUGGCCUACAUUUGCAACGUGAGACCAACUGCCCUUCUCAAUUUCGACAUUCCCGUCGCAGCGGGCGAUAAAUGUCCCAGAAUUGUGGGAUUUCGCGAAUACGAUUGUAUUAAAUCCUUAACUGACGCCACCAAGUGUCACUGUUCGCAAGAGUAUGACGAAUCAGACGACAAAAAUACUGGAUUUUGCUUAGACUACAAAAAUAUUUAGGGGUAUUCACGCCAGCGAAACAAAUUUCGCAAGUGUGAAAAAUUUGAAAAUUAUUUUACUAACUUACUAACUUGCUCAUCUCUAAAGCUAUAUUUAGUAUUUAGUGCGCAGUUAUGUUCAAAAUUAUGUUUCCAUGCAAAAAUGCGAACUCGUUUUGAAUAUAAGUUGGUAAUUCUAAUUAGAAAAAGUAAUAUUUUUGCACAAGAUGAAAUGUUUUCAAUGGUUGUGUAUAACACCAAAUAUUACGUAAUGAAAAUGCUUAGCAUAGGUAACUUAAUUAUUUACAGUGUGUGCAGAACAAAAAGGCAGGCAGUGCCUUUUUGCCUGCCUCUUUGCCUUUUUGCCCCACAAAAAUCUGUGCCUUUUUGCCGUUUUGCCCUUUUGCUAAUUUGGGGCGAGAUGAGACGAGAGUCCCGUGAUAAAAUUAAAGUGAAAGUUAUUCAUUGCGUUUUUAAUACUUUUCGCAAAUAUAAGCCUAGUGUCAAAAUUUGAUUAAUUAAGCUGAUGGCGAUGUAGGAACAACGCUGAAGAUAGCUGGGGAAAAGCAUUCCACUAAUUUGAAGUAUUGAUGAAUGUCAGAACCCUCCAAUACAAUUUUAAAAACAUAUUGCAGAUUCUACAAUUUCUUUAAUACGUUAUAAACGACAAUAAAUCGGGUUCAAUCGUCAAAAAUCGAGCAAAAAGGCAUCAAACAGGCAAAAAGGCACGCAAAAAGGCAAAAGGGCACGCAAAAAGGCAAAAGGGCAUUGAAAAAGGCAAAAAGGCAAAAAGGCAUGCAGAAAAAGCAAAAAGGCUGCCGUUUUGCACACACUGAUUAUUUAUGAUUAAUUAAAGCACCUAGCACCUCUAGCAUGUGACAGACUUGAAGGUCGACAGGGGUCAAAGCAAAGUUACCCUUCGCUUGUUAAAUAAUUAGCUAAUUACGUAUAGCUUGGAGAAAGAUGUAGGUAUGUCGUUCAUCCGAAGCCCAUUGGGUCAAAAGUGUAGGAAAAUUCAAAAUUACACUAGGGAGCAAUAUUAUUCGGGUAAGGGGAAGCUCAAAAUUCAAGUUACAAUAAGUAGGUUACUGGCGAAGAUAUCGAUUUCAAUUCUUUUGCAGCUUAUGCACCAUUUAGUACUCGUGCAGUGGUAUUGACCUCAUUUUUGAAAAAUUUCAAACUUUCGCAUAAUCAAACUAGACGUGAAAAAAGUCAGAAAAAAAGAGAGCAAAAUUAUUCGGGUAAAAUAUUAUUUUACGUGAUAAUGGCAUAUAUACUUGAAAUUAAGCAUACAAAGUUGUACCAAAUUAUGUGUCUGACCUAUUUUACUACAAGUAACUGCAUUGCGAAGAUAAUAGAUAGAUGCAACUAAUCCUAAUAUGUGUUGUUCACCAACAUUUCCCAUGCUUCAGAAUUUUUUUAAUUCACGUCGCCCAUGUCUGAAAAUUUGAGUUUUCGAAUUUAUUUUUCGACCUGGUCCCAGAGAGGUUCUAGGGGAUUAAUAUCUAUGAGCUGUGGGGGCCAUUCCAUCACUACAAUGAGGUUUUUUCAAACUUCUCUCAAGCUGACACAGCUUUUUGCUUGGGGUCUUGGUGUUGUUGGAAUGUAAAACGACGACCCAGGGCCCUCAUGGUGAAAGAACUUGUUCGAUUUCUAUUUAGGUGACCCUGGUGGACAAAUUGGUUCAUGAGUCAAUUCAAAAAUUCGUGAUUUCCACCAGCGGAAGAGCUAGAAGGCCCCCAGGUCAUAAUACUGCCACCACUAUGCAAUACUGUAGCUUAUAAAUUCGUCAUUGUUAGUUCUCCCCCUGACUUUCUCAAAACUCGAGCGCUUCAAUCAGAUUCAGAAGACUUUCGUCGCACGAUUCGACAGACUUUCAAAAAUCUUAUUCCUACAAAAUAUGGACGCAUUCGAAAUUCCGUUCUUUUUCUUGAUCCAGUUUGCUGAUUAAUUGUUUUUUCCUAGCUCCAAAUUUUUUAAGUCUGGCAGUUUUCAGGUUUCUUGCUUCUCGAAAUCGACUUGCCGACUUUCCAAGUUAAUUUUGGACCGCGGCCGCGAUUUUGGGUCCUGAAAGUCUGAGCUUGGCCUACACUUUUUUAACGAUUGCUUGUUAUUUUUUUGCAGGGAAGCUUAGAAAUUGUUUCUGUUUCUAGGAUCUUUGCAGUUGUCUCUGUCUAUAUUUUUUAAUGAUUGGGUGGAUAGGGGGACGAGAUAUAAUGCAUUUUGAAAUUUUGACAUUGCAUGCUCUUCCCGUUUUCAUUGUAUAUCCAAUGCAGGCCGAGUACCACAAUGAGAACCGCUCCAGCCUAUCUUCCCAUCAACUUACAAGUUUCAAAUUUACAAAAUUAAGAAGACAAAAACAUGGUUCAUUAAUGGCACGGAACAAUUUUUACUUAUCACUGUAAUCUUUAUAAAGAUUAGCGUUUUUACAAAAAAAAACGAAUAAUUAUGCUCUCUUUUUUUCUGACUUUCUUCACUUCUAGUUUGAUUAUGCGAAAGUUUGAAAUUUUUCAAAAAUGAGGUUAAUACCACUGAAAGGCUACUAAAUGGUGCAUAAACGGCAAAAGAAUUGAAAUCGAUAUCUUCGCCAGUUACCUACUUAUUCUAAUUUGAAUUUUGACGUUCCCCUUACCCGAAUAAUAUUGCUCCCUAGUGUAUUUAUGCCCGGUCCCUAUGUUCAUAUGUACCUAUGUAAUUGAAACAUGCACAAAAUUUAGAGCAGAAAAUAAGUUUUGGAUUGUCACUUGUAUUUUUCAAACUUAUACUUUUACAUAUUUAUGUGACUCGUAAAUAAAUGUGAAUACAUUUUUUA